GUCGCACGUCUCCCGCCGUCAGUCCAGACGCAGACACUAAACUAACUGACUCCGGAGCGCAUUUGUCUGUCAGCACCUGCACUGUCCUGUCUGUUCAGUUUAAUGGCAAGUCGGACUGCCCUGUGAUUCACCAACACACAUUAUGAGCAUAGAGUCAUCCCUGCAGGCAACUAAACCUCUGCUGGUGCUUCCAUAACUCCUCAUAAAAGCGAAUAAAUCAACAGCGGGACAUCCAUCACAGGAAAUGGACCUAAACUCCAAUAAGAAGACCUCCUCCUGGACCAGUUUGAACACUUUUCAAUGGUGCUAAACUUUCUACUCACUGAUGUCGACGCAUAGCUGGGAUUCAGCAGCUACCUGUUAACUUUCUGACAGAUGUCUGCUGAAACUGUCCGCCUCAAGGAGCAGUGAAAAGACAAAAAGAACACCACUGUGAGCUGUGUCUGUGGUUGAGUCUGUAAUUAUGGGGAAAGAGCAGGAUUUGCUGGUGGCAGUGAAGAGUGGGGAUCUUCUGCUGGCGCACAAACUCCUCUCUAAAGUCAAGUGCAACAAAGCAAAGUUGCUGGGCUCCACCAAAAGACUGAACAUCAACUACCAAGACUCAGACGGUUUCUCAGCCCUGCACCAUGCUGCUCUGACGGGCACCACCGAGCUGUUGUCUCUGCUGCUGGAGGCCCAGGCUACGGUGGAUAUCAAGGACAUCAACGGUAUGCGUCCCCUUCACUACGCAGCGUGGCAGGGUAAAGCCGAAGCGGUCCUACUUCUAUUGAGAACCGGCGCUUCGGUGAACUCGCCUUCCCACGAUGGACAGAUACCCUUACAUCUCUCUGCUCAGUAUGGACACUAUGAGGUGUCGGAGAUGUUGCUCCAGCACCAGUCUAAUCCUUGUCUGAUGAACAAGGCGAAAAAGACACCUCUGGAUCUGGCCUGUGAGUUUGGCAGACUGAAGGUUGCUCAGUUGUUGCUUAGCAGUAAUAUGGUGGCAGCGCUCCUAGAAGGGGAGGGAGGGCGUGAGAGCACCGACUCCCCAUCCACCACCCCUCUCCACCUGGCAGCCAGGAACGGACACAAAGACAUCAUCAAGUUGCUGCUCAAAGCUGGUAUUGACAUCAACAGAACCACCAAAGCGGGGACGUCCCUGCAUGAGGCUGCCCUCUACGGAAAAACCGAAGUAGUGCGACUGCUUCUCGAUGCGGGCAUCAAUGUGAACAUGCGCAACACGUACAAUCAGACAGCUCUGGACAUCGUCAACCAGUUCACCACCUCCACAGCCAGCAGGGAAAUCAAACAGCUGCUGAGAGAGGCGUCCAGUUCCCUGCAGGUUAGAGCAGUGAAGGACUACUGGAACCUCCACGACCCCACCGCCCUUAACCUACGGGCUGGAGACCUCAUUAUGGUUCUGGAGCAGCACUCAGACGGCCGCUGGAAAGGUCACAUCCACGACACCCAACGGGGGACGGACCGGGUGGGCUUCUUUCCCCCGUCAGUGGUGGAAGUCCUCAGCAGAAGAGCAGGGGGCACCCUGUACCGCCAAGCCUCAAUGACAUGCCACCGACAACACUUGGCAUCCAGAGCUCCUCCCCCCAGCCACGGCCCCACUCCCCAGAAUGACGACUCUUACACCACUGCCUAUGAUCCUGCAGGUGCUCCACCUGGCAGUCAGCUCUCAGCCCCAGCUAGUCCUGCUAGCCCCACUCAGGACAUAUGGGUCCUCAGGAGUUCUCCCACUGGUGACAGAAACAGUGUUGGCAGUGCUGGCAGCGUGGGCAGCAGUCGCAGCGCUGGUAGCGGCCAAAGCUCUGAGAGCAGUCACAAGCAGAAUGGGACCCAAAGUCGCCACAAUGCAGACAAUGGCAAGCUGACUCCCUCUGCUGGUGAAUCAGGAGAUCACAUCCACCUUUCAGGAUCUGACCACAGCAAACAUGUUGACGGAUCAGCAGGUGGGUCUCGUCGGCAGGUCAAUGGCACUCCCCAGAAAGGCUUCCUCAGACCUGAGCAGCUUCUGGAGGGCAAGGACGCCGAGGCUAUCUACCAGUGGCUGUGUGAGUUCCAGUUGGAGCAGUACACCUCAAACUUCAUAAACGCAGGGUAUGAUGUACCCACCAUCAGCCGGAUGACCCCUGAGGACCUGACAGCCAUUGGAGUCACCAAACCAGGCCAUCGAAAGAAGGUCGCAAUGGAGAUCAGCAAACUGAGUAUUCCGGAGUGGCUGCCUGAUUACAUUCCUUCGGACCUUGGAGAGUGGCUGAGUGUGAUCGGGCUGCCUCAGUACCAAAAGAGAUUGUGCGACAAUGGUUAUGACUCCAUCACUAUUGUCAAAGACAUCACAUGGGAGGAUUUACAGGAAAUAGGCAUCACCAAACUGGGUCAUCAAAAGAAACUAAUGUUGGCAGUAAAGAGGCUUUGCGACCUGCAGCGUUCUCGUAACCAUGUCGACAGAACUGGAGGAGGAACCCUACAACGCAAGCCCCCAGCCGCUCUGGAACUAGUGGCCAUCGAACACACACCGACACACAACGUGCACGCUCACGUACGCUCUGACGCUCCCUCCGACGACUGCUGCCCAUCCCCUCGCACUCCACGGACACUGCUCUCCUUCCAGGACAGCGAGUUGAGUGCCGAGCUGCAGAGCGCCAUGAUGGGCAGGGCAGGAGGAGGAGCUACAGAGGCGUUCUGCAUCAGAGGCGUGGCUUCUGCAGCAGCUAUAUCCGCCAUGUCAGUCAGCCAAGAAAGUAUUAGCAUGCGAUCACGCGGCUCAGGGAAUUCUGGGAAUUCUGGAAAUUGUAAUUUGGGGUAUUCUCAGGAGUAUCAGGCAGUACCGCCUUCAGCCAGGACACCAAGCCAGUCUGAGGAGAGUUUAGCUAGCGGAGGAGCGGCGGAGGAGACCAAACAUGGAGGGGGCAGCCCUGGAGGAAGAAAUCGACAGAGACCUACAGAGAUGUGGGAGCACCAGAGUCGGUCCUCCACUCCCAGCAAACUCCCCUUUUCCCCUCUUACACCUCCACUUACCCCCAGCAAGAUGCCCCGCUUUGCCUACCCAGCUGUACCACCCAAGGCCAAACAUUUCCAGUCUCCUAGCCGCCUCUACCAGCCUCAGCAUCACGCCCCUCCUUCCCCAACAUCUCCAUCCCCGCAGGCCUCCCCCACACAGAAGGGCUUCAGUUACCUCCAGGCCCAGGCAGGAGGAGCCCUAGAAGCUCCACGAGUUCUGCCAAAGCCUCUGGCCGGGGCUAUUCCUCUGUUAGUGCCUCGGCCGGGACCAGGCCCUACCAGUGACACUCAAAGAGGCCCACACAAGAAGCGCUCCCAGAGCCUGACCCGCUACGCUUUGUCUGACGGAGAACCGGACGACGAUGACGACCCAUCUCCCCCCUGCAACUCCUCUUCCUCUGCGAUCAUGCCCUCAUAUGCCACGUUGUCACGCAGGCCCGGACGCGGGCUUUCAAGUGCCACGGGGGCUCAACGCCACAUUAAUCGGAGCCACUCGUUUGCGGUGCGCUCCCGACGUAAAGGCCCUCCCCCACCACCACCAAAGAGGAUGAGUUCUGUAAGCGGCACUACAGCAACUGAGCCAGGAGCUGGGAGAGGACCAGGAUCAGAGGUAAAGGGAGGAGUAGAAAUAGAGAGCACUGGAAGCGUGAGGAGUAUUGCAGCAAGGUUAGAAGGAAGCAGCAGCAGCAGCAGUCCAUCCAGGAGGAUAGACAUACCUCCAACUCAGAUCCCAGGUUCAUCAGUCUUCAGCCCUGUUUCCACCCCGAUUCUCCCAGGAUCUCCUUGUAACUUCCCCCAAACACUCCAACACUCCAAGCCUGUACCUGCCCUGGGUAUAGGAGGCCUACGGAGGACAGGAAGUGAGAGAACAGAAGGUGAAACGGACAGACAAAGGGGUGGAGGUCCAGAGGGAACACUUGAGAAAGACAAGAGGAGACCCGAAAGACAAUCAAAGAGUGCCGAUGCAUCUCCAAAGCACAGCUCAGGGGGCCAUCUUCCUUUUGCAGAGGAAGGUAAUCUCACCAUCAAACAACGACCCAGGAUCGCAGUCGCUACUCCGCCAGGAGGUUCAGUCCAGACACCAAACAGCUUGGACCUCCCAGAGUUCAAUCUGAAAGAGUCAGACACAGUCAAAAGACGGCACAAACCCAAAGACAAAGAUACACCAACGCCUGAGGAGGCUACCACCCCCAACACCACAGAGCACAACCACAUAAUAACCAACAGCCUCCACACACAUAAUGACGUCAACACAUUGAGUGACGAUGAAUCUCCGAGGCCUGGGAUUGUUUUCCAAAGAAUAGGCUCCGUGGGAAAAGGCCCAAAACCUCCAGUAUCCACCAAACCCUCCACUCCUCUCAAAAACAGUCCUAGUAGCAGACCGGUAACCCCUCAAAAAACAGCCUCUGCAGUACAAACAGCCAUUCCUAAGCUGACCAGCGUACAGAUACACACAGUAUCCCCUGUGCUGGGAGGCAGUAUACACACUCAGACAUGUAUACCCAGUCCUAAACCUGUUAAAAACCCGCUCACGGUGCUCAUCAAACCAGAAAGUCCACAGAAACAAACAAGUGUUUUGAGGCUUCUGCAGUCCAGCCCUCCAUCAGCAGGAAUGAACCACAGCAUGGUCCAGAGUGUUGUGUUCACUGCUCCAUCGUCUCCGAUACCCGCCUCUUCUUAUCCCAACUCACCACUGCCGGCUCCAGUGGGGAAGGCGGGGCCUCCCCAGACUUCUGCAGCCUGUCUGGAUUUGUUGGCUCAGAAGAGGCUGGAGGAAACCAGCACAUCACUGGAGGCUGCACUCAAAGUGGUGGAGAACAAACUGGCACAGGGGACCAAAAUGGAUGGCGGCAGCAGCACAGUGAAGGCAGCAGGAAAUAUUCUAGAUGACAUUGGCAACAUGUUUGACGACCUGGCCGACCAACUAGACGCCAUGUUAGAGUGACUUCAUCCACAGAGGGAAGACUCCAACAGACAGGAGGGAAUCGUGUACACCUGAGUAUUUCCUGCACAGCCUUCCUCAAUAUCGUUCCUUUUUUUCUUUUUUGCCCCAACAUAAGCACUUCGCCUUAGGACACACACCUGGGAAUGUUAUUGGAGCAACAACAAACAGCAGCGGAGAGAUCUGCUUCCAGAUGUGUGAAAGGGAAUGAGGGUCCAUUUAUUUCACAUGUACGUUUCUUGUAAAUGUAUAGAUAUACUUUAUGUACGGUGUGGUGUGUUUGUAUGUAGUCAGACAUCUUUAUACUGAGCACAUUGUUAUAGUUAUAUUUAUACAAAUAUGUUUUUUUUAACAGAUGGAGUUCCUAUUGACUGAUUCAUUCAAGUUUACUGUAUAUUAGCAUUACUGUGUUAUAUAUAAAUUUAUUGUACAUAUAUACAUAUAUAUCGCUGCUUGUUAUCUACAACAUGGGGGAAAAUAUUAUAUUAAAAGCAGCAUAUUCCAUUUGAGUUUUAUGAGGGGAACAGCCAUACUUUAAAGCACUAUUGUUCAUAAAACUGAAAACACAUGUUGAUCAGGUGUGACCGCUGUGGAGAAAAGUGGUUCUUUGGACCCUGGGGGGUUCAGUCCACCUCCCACGUACAGUUUUACCGCUAGCCUCGGGCCGUUACGAAAUGAAUUUACUGUAAGUGUGCUUUAAACUGUGGCCUGUUAUAAAGCAUGUCAAGUUCUGUCAGACUUCUGAAAGAAUAUGUUCAUUAUUUUGUCAAAGUAACUGAAUACUUUAUCUGUAGAGGAGUCGUGUGGUUUGCAGAUUUGACAACGCGAGCAGGGGUCUUUUAUCACAUAGCAGGAUCCGUGGGUUAAAUUAGCCAUUUAACUUCAAGCUCGAAGUUUUUUUUUUUUUUUUUUUUUGAUUUGCCUAUUGGCUGUUUACAUGAGCUUUCUUUUUUUUUUUUUUUUUUUUUUUAUUUCAGAGCAAAUUCCAUAAAGAAUGACCAAAGCACAGUUUGCCAAAGCCAGAUAUCAUAUGUAGAACCUGUCAUAGUGAGAAGGGCCCCUGCUGCAGACAAGUCCUGAAAACCCCUAGAUGUCAUCAUCGAUUUAUGUUUUAUAAUUUUGUUUAUUUUCACAUGCACCUUAUUCAAUGCACAAAACUGAUGCUUUAACUCAUAAACAGUCGUACAUAUGUUCACUGUGCAGAUGAAAAAAGCCGUCACCUCUUCUUUCUUUUCACCCACAAAUCCCAGACUCCCACUCCACAGUGAUCCAGGAGGAAUUUUAAAAUAAGAAGCCAGUGUUUUUAUGAUAUUUUGACAUUAAAGGUUCAGAACUGACUUUCCUGUGCAGUUUUGAUAGUACCUGUUACUUUUAUGAAUUUUCAGAGUUCUGUAUUAUCCCAGAAACCAUUAAAAGAGGAUUUAAACUGAGAA
Molecule: messenger RNA, 6366 nt
Organism: Sphaeramia orbicularis (orbiculate cardinalfish)
Lineage: Eukaryota; Metazoa; Chordata; Actinopteri; Kurtiformes; Apogonidae
Gene: caskin2a
Product: CASK interacting protein 2
Exons: 22
Coding region: 464-4936 (1490 amino acids)
Molecular function (GO): protein binding
Source: RefSeq, a predicted model, not a curated record